CAGAAAUGAACAGGGGUCCGUGCAGAUACACCUCACGGCGACAAAAGCUGGAGAAGAACCGCAGAAAAAUUGCGGCAAUAUCAUUCCUCAGUAAUAUCCAGGUAGAAGGAGAGACUGACCUACCCGGCUACAGAUGUCUCGAGGGUACAGAGGUAUUAAAGACCUACCAGGAGAACUCUUACCGAAGGAAACUCUUCAGAAAGAAAGGGAACUUUAACAUAGAACUCUCACCAGAGGUUACAAAGAGGUCAAACAUAAAGAUGACGCCUCUGGGAUCAUGUUUAACAGUUGAGAGAGAAAAGAAAUCCUCUGUCCCACAAAUGUAUAAACAGUCAUACAAACCAUCACAGUCGCCAGGAGAAAAACCAACCAGGCGUCGUCUAAACUACAUGUCACAGUGGAGCGAGGAUGGAGUAAUAGAAGCUAAAACUUUCAGGGAGAAGAAAGGUAAUAGUACAGAGAGUUUGCUGCAGCAGUCUUUACCUCUCUACGAUAUUGUCGCUAGUGUUCACAACAAGGUUCGAAAGCUUUCGGAAACUCUAUCUAACAACAGCCAGUCCUCUAGUAUUAAG
This is a messenger RNA of Eurytemora carolleeae, 572 nucleotides long. RefSeq lists its product as uncharacterized. Lineage: Eukaryota; Metazoa; Arthropoda; Copepoda; Calanoida; Temoridae. Gene Ontology annotation, biological process: regulation of cell cycle. The record is from RefSeq and is a predicted model, not a curated record.